AUGGAUCUCGAAAAGUCCUCGGCAACGGUUCUCCAUGCUGAAGACACCAAUGGCAAGCAGCCCGUCUCCCUGCCCCAGCAACUCACCCCCAAGGAACAAUACCAACAGCUAUGGGCAAACCUCAAAAAGGACAAGCACUUUGUCCUCUGGGCCCUGUUCGUCAUGUCUCUCGUCUUCGGAUGGGGUUAUGACGCAGGUCUAUCAGGCGUGGCCGUUGCGUUUCCCGAGUUUCGAAAACAAUACGGCAACUACUACUCCGAUGGCGAGCAAUAUGUCAUCCCCGCUAUGUGGCAAUCUCUUUGGAACGCAGCCAGCACAAUCGGUCAAGUCUUUGGUGCUUUUUUGACUGGCCAAUUUACCGAUUACGCCGGCCGUAUCCCCAUACUCUGGCUCGCCGUUGUCUUGUCCCUCUCGUCAUCUUUUGCGCUCGUCUUUGCCCCAAGCCUGCCUAUACUUUUCGUCUCCAAGCUCCUAUUGGGCUUCUCUGUUGGAUUUUCAACAGCUACGCCGCCGCUGUAUGUCACGGAAAACGCACCGGCAGCCCUUCGAAGCUCAGCCAGUUCCCUGACCAACGUCAUCAUUGUCCUCGGCUUCUUCCUUUCGUCUAUUACUGGCUACGGGGCUUCCAAGAUUCAGGGACAAUGGAGCUAUAGGCUUGCAUUCAUCAUGACGUUUCUCGUACCGACUCUAUUUGCCUUUGGACUCCCAUUUCUGCCCGAGUCGCCAGUAUGGUAUGUCAAGAAGGGUCGUGACGAUGAUGCGCGGAAAGCAAUCGUCAGGCUUUUCGGCAAAGAUGCUGAUGUGGAAGAGCGUCUGCGGUUCAUCAAGUCUGAGCUAGAAGUACUUGCUGGUGAGGCUGACGUUGCCAGCCAUACUAGCUGGAAGGCCAUAUUUUCCAAGGAGCAUCGAUGGCGAACGCUGGUUGCCGUUCUGGGCUUGCAGUCUCAGAACUUCUCUGGAGGUUACUUUGCUAACACUUACCAGACAUACUACUUUGAGCUCAUCGGCCAAACCAACGCCUUUGGCCUCACAGCCAUCUCAUCCACCCUCCAAUUCCUAUCCAACUGCGUCGCCGUCUCAGUCUCCGACGUACUCCCCCGUCGUAAAUCCCUCAUCGGAGGCGGUACCCUCCUUGCCUGCUGGUCCAUCAUCAUUGCUGGAACUUCUCUCGCAGGCACCGCCAACCAGAAAGCCAACACCGCCUUACUCGUCUUCAUGAUCACCUGGUCCAUGCUGUACACUGCAACGGUUGGCUGUUUCGGCUGGGCAGUUGCGCAAGAGACUGCCGCCCAGGCCACACGACCCAAGACUAUUGCCUUCAGUCUUGUCUGCCAACAGCUUACGGCACUUAUGCUGUCGUCUGUAUUUCCUUUCUUCAUCAAUCCAGACCAGUUGAAUUGGGGCGGCAAAGUCAUGUUUCUGUUUGUGGCUGCCGAAGCCGUCAUUCUCGGUAUUUUGUUCCUUGUGCAGCCUGAGACAAAGAAUCGGACGUAUCAUGAUAUUGAUGCGUUGUAUGCGAAUAAGGUGCCUCCGAGGAAGUUUUCUGACUAUCUGAUCAGAGAUGGGGUUGCCGUCAAAAAGGAAAACUGA
Trichoderma asperellum CBS 433.97 is the source of this 1590-nucleotide messenger RNA. RefSeq lists its product as uncharacterized. NCBI's taxonomy places the organism in Eukaryota, Fungi, Ascomycota, Sordariomycetes, Hypocreales, Hypocreaceae. Gene Ontology annotation, cellular component: membrane. The record is from RefSeq and is a predicted model, not a curated record. Gene Ontology annotation, biological process: carbohydrate transport; transmembrane transport. Gene Ontology annotation, molecular function: carbohydrate:proton symporter activity.